AUGAUGCCCCAGGCCAUUGGCCAAGCGCCCUUCUAUUUCUACAACACAGAGUCCAAGCAUGAUGUGCGACAACAUUAUCCUCAACAGCAGAUGCACAUGUACCCCAUGGUCCCUACGUUGCCUUCAACUCCCGUCUACUCUCGACCCAGCUCAGCCAGCAACUCUCAGCCUCCCACUCUGUACAGCAAUGGUCCCGCCGUCAUGACUCCUACCGCCUCUCCUCAGCCCAUGUCGCAUAAGCCUGCCAUUCUGUUGGAGAACGAGCUGUACGAGAACUCGUACUUCCCAUCCACACCACCUCUGUCAACAUCUGGCAGCACAAUCGGUAGCCCCAGUGCCUGCGAGGUGCUCCAGACUCCCAUGAACCCCAUGUUCUCCGGUCUUGAUGGAAUUGAUGGCUUCAAGGAGGCUCUUGAGCCUGUUGAGACAGCAGUCCUCGACUGGUCGAACUGCGGAUCUCCACCCAUGACACCUGUCUACCUUCAGUCUCAACUCGGCAAGAUUCCCUCUCUUGGCAACACCGCCAGCGACAUCGCGUCCACGCCGUCACUGUCUCCCUCACCCGCGCCCUACGCUCGAUCUGUCUCGACUCCUGAUUUGGACGUUGACUUCUGCGACCCAAGGAAUUUGACUGUCGGCACUGGUGCUAUCAACACCACUCUCGCUCCUGAGUUCUGCGCCGACGAGAUCAAGGUUGAGCCCAAGAUUGCUUCUCAGUCCUUUGACUUCACCCCUGCUGCUCACGGUCUCCCCACCUUUGAAGACUUUUCCGACUUUGACUCUGAGGACGACUUUGUCAACAGCCUCGUCAACCUCACUGAGCAGCCUGCCGGUGCCUCUGCUGACAUUACCCGACCCCGAGCUUGCACUGGUUCUUCAGUUGUCUCCCUUGGCCACGGUAGCUUCAUCGGUGACGAGGAUCUUUCUUUCGACGAGAACGAGGCUUUCCAAUUUCCCUCUCACCCCAGCCCUCCUUCCACUUGUGCUUCCGAGGACUGCCACAAGGAUAAGCGUGUGAAGAAGUGUCACUCCGAGGCGAACCAAACUAGCCCCGUCAUGAAUGUUGCUGCUUCCGCUACUGAGUCUGGCAACCACCAGGAGUCCUCCAACCAGACUGCUGAAGGCAGUGACUCCGGUGCCUCCUCCGGCUCAGAGGGCUCUCCUGCCCCUCUGCCCGCCCCUGCCAACCGUCGGGGACGUAAGCAGUCUCUCACUGAGGACCCUUCCAAGACCUUCGUCUGCGAUCUCUGCAACCGCCGCUUCCGUCGUCAAGAACACCUCAAGCGCCACUACCGCUCUCUUCACACACAGGAGAAGCCUUUCGAGUGCAACGAGUGUGGCAAGAAGUUUUCCCGCAGUGACAACCUGGCCCAGCAUGCCCGAACACACGGCAGCGGUGCCAUCGUCAUGAACUUGAUCGACGAAGACUCGCACGGCUAUGAUGCCUCCAUGGUGUCUGCGACAGACGACUAUAGCAACUACGGCAAGGUUCUGUUCCAGAUCGCUUCUGAGGUUCCCGGUAGCGCCAGCGAGCUUUCCUCCGACGAGGGAAGCAACCAGGACAAGAAGAAGCGCAAGCGUUCCGACUAA
Fusarium coffeatum is the source of this 1590-nucleotide messenger RNA. RefSeq lists its product as uncharacterized. Gene Ontology annotation, cellular component: Ste12p-Dig1p-Dig2p complex; nucleus; Tec1p-Ste12p-Dig1p complex. Lineage: Eukaryota; Fungi; Ascomycota; Sordariomycetes; Hypocreales; Nectriaceae. The transcript is spliced from 2 exons. The coding region runs from base 1 to 1590 and encodes 529 amino acids. Gene Ontology annotation, molecular function: DNA-binding transcription factor activity. Gene Ontology annotation, biological process: sexual reproduction. The record is from RefSeq and is a predicted model, not a curated record.